UUGGUCCCUCCUGAAUUCUUCCAGUUGGUUUUGGAGGCAGUUUGUAGUUUCCUUAGUGGGACUUCUUGUCGUAACUCAUGUAACAAGUUAUUUUUGUGUCUGGCCAUGGUGGGCAGUUUUGCCACUGCCCUGAAGGUUACUUCUGCCUUAAGACAUCUGACAACCCAGAUUUUAACUAUACCAGCUUUGAUUCCUUCGCUUGGGCUUUUCUCUCACUGUUUCGCCUCAUGACACAGGAUUCCUGGGAACGCCUCUACCAGCAGACCCUGAGGGCUUCUGGGAAAAUCUAUAUGGUUUUUUUCGUGCUUGUUAUCUUCCUGGGGUCUUUCUACCUGGUCAAUUUGAUCUUGGCUGUGGUCACUAUGGCAUAUGAGGAGCAGAACCGGGCAACCAUUGAUGAAAUUGAAGCCAAGGAGAAGACGUUCCAGGAGGCCCUGAAGAUGCUCCGGACAGAGCAGGAGGUGCUGGCAGCGCUGGGGGUCGACACAGCCUCUCUCCAGUCUCACAAUGGAUCCCCCUUGGCCUCCAAAACUGCCAGUGAAGGAAAACACAGAAUGAAGUCAAGGGUGUCAGAGGGCUCCACAGACGACAACAAGUCACUCCGGUCUGAGUCUUACAACCAGCACCGAACGUCUUUCCUAGGCCUCACCACUGGGAGACGCCGGGCUAGCCAUGGCAGUGUGUUCCAUUUCCAGGCCCCUGGCCGAGACAUCUCAUUCCCUGAUGGGGUCACAGAUGAUGGAGUCUUUCCUGGAGACCAUGAAAGCCAUCAUGGCUCUCUGCUGAUGCUUAGGGGUGCAAGCCAGCAAGGCCCCCUCCCUAGGAGUCCACUGCCUCAAACCCUCAACCAUGGCUCAGGGCGUGGAGAAGAUGGAGCUCCCAAAAUGACCACUGGAGAGCUUGCCCCUGGAGUCGUCGAAGUCUCGGCAUCUGAUGCAGGACAGAAGACUUUCCUAACAGCAGACUACUUGAAUGAACCUUUCCGAGUCCAAAGGGCAAUGAGCGUUGUCAGUAUCAUGACCUCUGUCCUCGAGGAACUGGAGGAGUCUAAACAGAGGUGCCCACCCUGCUUGACCAGCUUGGCUCAGAAGUAUCUUAUCUGGGAUUGCUGCCCCACAUGGGUGAAGCUCAAGACGCUUCUCUUCGCAAUUGUGAUGGACCCCUUUGCAGAGCUCACCAUCACCCUGUGCAUCGUGGUGAACACCGUCUUCAUGGCCAUGGAGCACUAUGGCAUGAGCCCCGCCUUCGAAGCCAUGCUCCAGAUUGGCAACAUUGUGUUUACCGUGUUUUUUACUGCUGAAAUGGUCUUCAAAAUCAUAGCCUUGGACCCCUACUAUUACUUCCAGAAGAAGUGGAACAUGUUUGACUGCAUCAUUGUCACCGUGAGCCUGAUAGAGCUGGGCGCGGCCCGGAAGGGGAGCCUGACGGUGCUGCGGACCUUCCGCCUGCUGCGGGUCUUCAAGCUGGCCAAGUCCUGGCCAACCUUAAACACGCUCAUCAAAAUCAUCGGCAACUCGGUCGGGGCUCUGGGGAACCUCACCAUCAUCCUGGCCAUCAUUGUCUUCAUCUUUGCUCUGGUUGGCAAGCAGCUCCUGGGGGAAAACUACUGCCAAAAGCGGAAAAAAAUUUCGGCACCCAACGAAGAUUGGCCACGCUGGCACAUGUACGACUUCUUCCACUCCUUCCUCAUCGUCUUCCGGAUCCUCUGUGGAGAGUGGAUUGAGAACAUGUGGGCCUGCAUGGAAGUUGGCCAGAAGUCUAUCUGCCUCAUCCUUUUCUUGACAGUGAUGGUACUGGGCAACCUGGUGGUGCUUAACCUGUUCAUCGCCCUGCUGCUGAACUCCUUCAGUGCCGACAACCUCACACCACCUGAGGACGACGGUGAGGUGAACAACCUGCAGGUGGCCUUAGCGAGGAUCCAGGUGUUUGGCCAGCACACCAAGAGGGCUCUUUGCAGUUUCCUCAGUCGGCCCUGCUUGCUCCCCUGGUCCAAGGCAAAGCCCCAGUUGGUGGUGAAAAUCCCACUUUCCACCUCCAUAGCCAAGAACCACAUUGCUGCUGAGGGAGCCCUGGGGAGCCCCGGACGGCUCCCGGCUCUCAGAAGCCCCAGGGACGACCCCGGUGACUUCAUCACGGAUCCUAACAUAUGGGUCUCUGUGCCCAUUGCUGAGGGCGAAUCCGACCUGGAUGACUUGGAGGAGAAUGGUGAGGAGGAUGCUCAGAGCACCAGGCAGGAAGUGAUCCCCCAAAGGCAGGAGCAGCUGCAGCAAGUUGGGAAGUAUGAGGACCGCCUGCCACCCAGGACCCCAGGGUCUGGAAUAUCCUCUGAAGACCUGACUCCAGGCCUAGGUGAGAAGUGCAAAGGCGAGGCUCCUGCUCAGGGCCCUGCAGAGAUUCACGGGGCCCCGUGGAGAGCUGGGUUCACUGCUGGGGCUUUUGCCCUGCAGGGAGCAGACGACACGAGCUCCUCGGAAGGCAGCACUGUGGACUUCCUGGACCCCGAGGAGAUCCUGAGGAAGAUCCCUGAGCUGGCAGACGACCUCGAUGAGCCAGAUGACUGCUUCACGGAAGGCUGUGUUCACCACUGUCCCUGUUGCAGAGUGAACACCUCCAGGUUUCCCUGGGCCACAGGCUGGCAGGUACGCAAGGCCUGCUUUCGCAUCGUGGAGCACAGCUGGUUUGAAAGUUUCAUUGUCUUCAUGAUCCUGCUCAGCAGUGGAGCGCUGGUCUUUGAAGAUGUUUACCUUGACCAGAAGCCCACAGUAAAGGCCUUGCUGGAGUACACCGACAGGGUGUUCACGUUCAUCUUUGUGUUUGAGAUGCUGCUCAAAUGGGUGGCCUAUGGCUUUAAGAGUUACUUCACCAAUGCCUGGUGCUGGCUGGACUUCCUGAUCGUGAACAUCUCAUUGACAAGCCUCAUAGCGAAGAUCCUGCAGUAUUCUGAUAUGGCAUCCAUCAAAGCCCUUCGGACCCUCCGUGCCCUGCGGCCACUGCGGGCUCUGUCUCGAUUUGAAGGCAUGCGGGUGGUGGUAGAUGCCCUGGUGGGUGCCAUCCCAUCCAUCAUGAAUGUCCUACUCGUCUGCCUCAUCUUCUGGCUCAUCUUCAGCAUCAUGGGCGUGAACUUCUUUGCGGGGAAGUUUCAGAAAUGCAUCAACAAGACCAAUGAAGGCUUUCUUCUCGUGCCUUGGUCUACUGUGAAUAACAUGUCUGACUGUGAACGUCAAAACCACACUGGAAGCUUAUUUUGGGUCAAUGUGAAGGUCAACUUUGAUAAUGUUGCAAUGGGCUACCUCGCGCUUCUGCAGGUGGCAACCUUUAAAGGCUGGAUGGACAUCAUGUAUGCGGCUGUCGAUUCCCGGGAUGUGAACCUGCAGCCCAAGUGGGAGGACAACGUGUACAUGUACUUUUACUUUGUCAUCUUCAUCAUUUUUGGCGGCUUCUUCACACUCAAUCUCUUUGUUGGCGUCAUCAUUGACAACUUCAACCAACAGAAAAAAAAGUUAGGGGGCCAGGACAUCUUCAUGACAGAGGAGCAGAAGAAGUACUACAAUGCCAUGAAGAAGCUGGGCUCCAAGAAGCCCCAGAAGCCCAUACCACGGCCCCUGAAUAAGUACCAGGGUUUUGUCUUUGACAUCGUGACCAGGCAGACUUUUGACAUCGUUAUCAUGGUCCUCAUCUGCCUCAACAUGAUCACCAUGAUGGUGGAGACUGAUGAGCAGAGUGAAGAAAAGACAAAAGUCCUGAACAAAAUCAACCAGUUCUUUGUGGCCGUCUUCACGGGAGAGUGUGUCAUGAAGAUGUUUGCCUUGAGACAUUACUACUUCACCAACGGCUGGAAUGUGUUUGACUUCGUCGUCGUGGUCCUCUCCAUUGGGAGCCUGGUGUUCUCUGCAAUUGUUUCGUCACUUGGAAGUUUAUUCUCCCCGACGCUCUUCCGUGUCAUCCGCCUGGCCCGCAUCGGCCGCAUCCUCAGGCUGAUCCGUGGGGCCAAGGGCAUCCGCACGCUGCUCUUCGCCCUCAUGAUGUCCCUGCCCGCGCUCUUCAACAUCGGGCUGCUGCUCUUCCUCGUCAUGUUCAUCUACUCCAUCUUCGGCAUGGCCAGCUUUGCCUACGUCAAGUGGGAGGCCGGCAUUGACGACAUGUUCAACUUCCAGACCUUCGCCAACAGCAUGCUGUGCCUCUUCCAGAUCACCACGUCAGCGGGCUGGGACGGGCUCCUCAGCCCCAUCCUCAACACGGGGCCCCCCUACUGCGACCCCAACUUGACCAUCAACAACAGCACCAGAGGGGACUGCGGGAGCCCCGUCAUGGGCAUCAUCUUCUUCACCACCUACAUCAUCAUCUCCUUCCUCAUUGUGGUCAACAUGUACAUCGCAGUGAUUCUGGAGAACUUCAAUGUGGCCACAGAGGAGAGCACGGAGCCCCUGAGUGAGGACGACUUUGACAUGUUCUACGAGACGUGGGAGAAGUUUGACCCAGAGGCCACUCAGUUCAUCACCUUCUCUGCCCUCUCAGACUUUGCAGACACCCUGUCUGGCCCCCUGAGAAUCCCCAAACCCAAUCGGAAUGUAUUAAUCCAGAUGGACCUGCCCUUGGUCCCUGGAGAUAAGAUCCACUGUUUGGACAUCCUGUUUGCCUUCACCAAGAAAGUCCUGGGAGAAUCUGGGGAGUUGGAUUCCCUGAAGGCAAAUAUGGAGGAGAAAUUUAUGGCAACUAAUCUUUCAAAAGCAUCCUAUGAACCAAUAGCAACCACCCUCCGAUGGAAGCAAGAAGACAUCUCAGCCACUGUCAUCCAAAAGGCCUAUCGGAGCUACAUGCAGCACCGCGCCAGGACAAUCGCCAGCCCUGUGGGGGUGCCCAGGGCUGAGGAGGAGGCAGCAUCACUCCCCGAGGAAGGCUUUGCUGCACUCGUAGCAAAUGAGAACUGUGCGCUCCCAGACAAAUCUGAAACUGCUUCCACCACAUCUUUCCCACCGUCCUACGACAGUGUCACUAGAGGCCUUAGUGGUCAAGUCAACUUGAGCACAUCCAGCUCAAUGCAAAAUGAAGGGGAGGCUGUCAGUAGAGAAGCCGCUGGGCCCUCAUGUGGACCCUCCAGCGUGGGCAUGUCCAGUUCUGAUGUGCCGGCUGCUCUGUGAUGACUUACCACCACCGACUCACCAAUGAUGCCCCCAGUCACAGUGCCACAACUGGGCAGGGAAUGCAGUUGGUACCCACCUUUGGAGAAAGCCUCACACAGCAACAGGGGUCAGAAGCCAAGGGCAUCUCCACAGUGACUUCCUUUUUCAAUUUCAGUAUCAGAUGGUGGGUUCCCUUACUUUCCAGAAAAUGUCCCUGGUCCUUUUAUUUCGAUGGUGACUAGAGCUUAUCUUUACCAAGACAAACAUCUCAGGACCAGAACUUUCAAAGAUAUACAGCAAGGAUGUUGCUAAAGGGCCAAGGUUGUCCUCUGUAAAACAGCACAUAGAGAUUGGCAGUGUUAUUUAAGAUUUUGCAUGACUGCAUGUUGAGAGCUGCCAGACGACUAUUCUGGCCUAAGAUAAUACCUGUGGUCUAUGUCAUGAAAGGCCUCUGAGCUAUCCAUUAAAAUUAAUAUUUUUAAAGAUA
Messenger RNA from Bubalus bubalis (water buffalo), 5607 nucleotides. RefSeq names its product sodium voltage-gated channel alpha subunit 10 (gene SCN10A). The record is from RefSeq and is a predicted model, not a curated record. The coding region runs from base 228 to 5138 and encodes 1636 amino acids. Gene Ontology annotation, molecular function: voltage-gated sodium channel activity involved in cardiac muscle cell action potential. Gene Ontology annotation, cellular component: voltage-gated sodium channel complex; axon; plasma membrane. Gene Ontology annotation, biological process: neuronal action potential; AV node cell action potential; sodium ion transmembrane transport. Lineage: Eukaryota; Metazoa; Chordata; Mammalia; Artiodactyla; Bovidae. The transcript is spliced from 21 exons.